Cuscuta epithymum is the source of this 1942-nucleotide messenger RNA. The record is from the annotation of a GenBank genome assembly. NCBI's taxonomy places the organism in Eukaryota, Viridiplantae, Streptophyta, Magnoliopsida, Solanales, Convolvulaceae.
ACCAGCAGCUCUCAUUAUCUCUUGCAUAUCCUCUCUCUCUCUCUAGAAUUUCUCCGCUGCCAUGGAGAUGGAGCGCGUGACCGAGUUUCCAAUCCGGCAACUUGACCGGAGACCGCGAAAACGCCCUCGAUUGGGGUGGGACGUCCUACCUGAGGUCCCUAAGGCUCAGCUAGGUUUGUUUUGUGGACAAGAUGUUGGGAGUGUGACAAGCUAUGCACCUUUGAGGCAACCCUCCAACAUUAGUAGUUCCCUUAUUGUCAAGGAAGUUGCUCAAAAUGGUUCUCCCCCAUGGAGAGAAGAUGACAAAGAUGGGCAUUAUAUGUUUGAGCUUGGAGAAAAUAUAACAUCGCGCUAUAAGAUACACAGUAAAAUGGGUGAAGGCACCUUUGGGCAGGUUCUCGAAUGUUGGGAUCGUGAAAGGAAAGAAAUGGUUGCUAUUAAAAUUGUUCGUGGUUUAAAAAAAUAUCGAGAGGCAGCCAUGAUUGAAGUCGAUGUGCUUCAACAGCUCGGCAAACAUGAUAAGGAUGGAAAUCGUUGUGUUCAAAUACGGAACUGGUUUGACUAUCGUAACCAUGUUUGUAUUGUCUUUGAGAAGCUUGGACCAAGCUUAUAUGAUUUUCUACGGAAAAACAAUUAUCGCUCAUUUCCUAUUGACCUUGCCCGUGAGAUUGGAAGACAACUGUUGGAAUGUGUAGCAUUUAUGCAUGAUUUGCGUCUCAUUCACACUGACUUGAAACCAGAGAACAUCCUGCUGGUAUCUCCUGACUAUGUUAAGGUUCCUGAUUACAAGUAUUCUUCCAGAUCACUGAAGGACACUUACUAUAAGAGAGUCCCAAAGUCCAGUGCAAUAAAAGUAAUUGAUUUUGGGAGCACAACAUAUGACCGUGAAAAUCAAACAUAUGUUGUAUCCACACGUCAUUACCGUGCACCUGAAGUUAUUUUAGGUCUUGGUUGGACCUACCCAUGUGAUAUAUGGAGUGUUGGAUGUAUCCUUAUCGAGUUAUGCUCAGGAGGGGCGCUGUUUCAAACUCAUGAGAACUUGGAGCACCUAGCUAUGAUGGAGAAGGUGCUAGGCCCUAUUCCAGCGCACAUGCUGAAAAGAGCAGACCGGAGUGCAGAGAAGUAUAUUAGGAAGGGAAAGCUGGAUUGGCCCGAAGGGGCAGCAUCAAGAGAGAGCAUCAGAGCUGUCCUGAAAUUGCCCAGGCUUCAGAACCUGGUCAUGCAACAUGUGGACCAUUCUGCUGGGGAUCUUAUUAAUCUUUUGCAAGGGUUACUUAGAUAUGACCCUUCAGAGAGACUUACUGCUCGGGAAGCAUUGCGGCAUCCCUUCUUUUCUCGGGAUCAUUUGAGGAGGCUGUAGGAUCUCAGCUACUGCUGCUGCUUCGCCGCCACCUGACUGUUGUUAUAGUUUAUGUUUCUGCCAACUGCUAUAAGAGUAUUUACCCAUUUGUUGCUCAGCCUAUUUGCUUCUAGCACAAAAAGGAAAUGGCGGGUAGUUAGAUUCUAGGUGUGGUCCAAGUGUGUUGUUGGACGGUCGAGCGUGAGAUUGUGUAAAAAUGAUGCUCUAAUAACAUUACCCACCCAUAGAUGAAGUGCUCCGGUAGCGUUUUAAGUUAAAAAAAGCCCAACUACCAUUUGUUGCAAAUUAUCAUCCAUUUGUUCCAUCUUAUCGAAAUGUAGUUAUUAUGCGCGUGAUUUCCACCAAGUGAACAAAUGCUUUGUAAUUCCAAGUAGCAAACUGUAGCCGAUGCUUGUAAUUUUUGUAUUUUUUUUAAUUUACCAUUUACCAUUGUGCUCCUAAAUCAUGUUAUUGGGUAGGGCUGAACUUGCCAACUGGCCCGGCCUGGUACUGUUUGUACCUGGCCUGGCCCGGGAACUGGUCUGGGUGCCGGUUUGGCCCAACUGACCUGGUCAAUUAGCAGUGUGGGUUCAGGCCUUACAA